CUCUGAGAUAAACAAUCCCAAAAUUCCCAACGGCCGCAACUCGCGCUUCCGUCUUCAACCGCUGGUGAACCAAUUCGCCAUAAAUACCCGCGACUGCAUCUGAUUAUCCCCCGGAGAGCGAUUCCACCGAGCUGAGGCCCACGCUGGAGAUCUGAAGUGCAACAACUUGUUUAUGUUUACAUAAGAAGGCAGCCCAGCAGCAGCAACAACGACGAGCAGAAUGACGAGCACGCUACAAGAAGGAAUCCUGGUGGGCUGCGGCAACCCGCUGCUGGACAUCUCCGCCGUCGUCCCCCUGGACUUCCUGCAAAAGUACUCGAUGAACGAGGACGAUGCGAUCCUGGCCGAGGACCGACACAUGCCCAUUUAUGGGGAGCUGGUCGAGGGCUACCGGGCGGAGUUCCUGGCAGGCGGAUCCGUGCAGAACUCGCUGAGGAUCGCCCAGUGGAUCCUGCGGCAGCCCAGGGUGGCUGUGUUCUUUGGCUGCGUGGGCGAGGAUAGGUACGCCGAGAUCCUGAAGGAGAAAGCUCAAUCCGCCGGCCUGGACGUCCACUACCAGGUGAAGAAGGACGUGCCCACGGGUACCUGCGCGGUUCUCAUCACCGGCACUCACCGCUCGCUCUGCGCCAAUCUGGCGGCGGCGAACAACUUCACCAUCGAUCACCUGGAAGAGCCUAGCAACAAGGCUCUGGUGGAGAAUGCCCAGUACUACUACAUAUCGGGCUUCUUCCUCACCGUGAACCCGCCGAGCAUCAUGCAGGUGGCGGCCACCGCCCAUGCCAAGCAGCGACCGUUCCUAAUGAACCUCAGCGCACCAUUCAUAUCGCAAUUCUACAUGGCACCGCUGCUGGCCGUCCUGCCCUACGUGGACAUCAUCUUCGGCAACGAGGCGGAGGCACAGGCCUUCGCCGAGGCCCAGAGUUGGCCCAGCGGGGAUCUGCGCGAGAUUGGCAAGCGGCUGGUGGCGUUCGACAAACUGAAUCCGGCGCGGCCGCGCAUUGCCAUUCUCACGCAGGGCUGCGACCCCGUGCUGCUCUUCCAGCAGGAUUCGGUGCAGGAGUUCCCGGUCACGAAAUUGGCGGUGCAUGAGAUUGUCGAUACCAAUGGCGCUGGGGACGCAUUCGUUGGAGGUUUCCUGUCGCAGUUUGUGCAGGGCAAGUCGCUGGACGUCUGCAUCCGGUGUGGCAACUAUGCGGCCGGGCACAUCAUCAAGAAUCCUGGAUGCACAUACUCCGGCGAGCCGGAGUUUGUCGAGUAAAUCCGGAUACGGAGGCUACAGAAACCUUAUACACACACACGAAGACAGAGGAGGAGGCGGGCAAAGCGCAGCAAGAUUUGCAAUUGUUAAUUAAGUAAUUGAGAGUGACUAAGACAUUUUGUUAACACUGAUAAUUGUUUGUACAUAUAACCCACACACUCAGACACUUACAAAAGCAUACACAUGUGGAAUGACAUGAACAAAUAGCGAGAGUGAGGCUUGUGUCUUAUAGAUAGAGCAAUAUUCGAAUUUAAAUUGAUAAUAAACGAAAGUGACACACGCGACAGAAACACGAAA
Molecule: messenger RNA, 1555 nt
Organism: Drosophila biarmipes
Lineage: Eukaryota; Metazoa; Arthropoda; Insecta; Diptera; Drosophilidae
Gene: Adk2
Exons: 3
Coding region: 221-1258 (345 amino acids)
Biological process (GO): purine ribonucleoside salvage
Cellular component (GO): nucleus; cytosol
Molecular function (GO): adenosine kinase activity
Source: RefSeq, a predicted model, not a curated record